UUCAACUUCAGUUCAAGUGCGCAUGCAGCAGCCCUUCAUCAUGCCAUUCGAGAAAUUCGAAAGUGCAGGCAAGGACAGGAAGUGGAAGGAAGCGUUGGAUAAUUUCUUUCGUAAGAGACUGCAGUGUGCUCGGAGUGGCAGCUGCUAAGCCCUUUCGGGUGGCAUUUCAAGCAGAGAAAAAAGAAGCUUACAACAGAACGGUGUCCACGUGAGAACCUUUGGCUCAUGCUAUGCGAAGAUGCUGUGGAAUGGACUGAUACUCUUGUUCGCUGCUAGCGUCCUACAGCCGGGCCAUUGCAUUUUCGGCGGCAUCCCAGCACCACCAGCAACGACUUGCUCAAGACGCAUUGAGGUGGUGGAUGGCAUCGGCACGUUUCGCUGGCCCAGUACGCGUAUCCUAAGGGUUGCCAGGCUGCCAUGUCCCAACUUCGCCACCGCGUCCAUUGGAUAUGGCAAAGCGCCGAGUGCGACUCGGCUAUGCGGCCCGACAGGGUCCUGGAGUGACAGCAUCACACAUGUAUGCAACACGUUUAUAUCCACUCCAGUCUGCCCAAAGGUGGUGGAAACCAUACCCGGUAUUGGCCUGUUGACCUGGCUGACCACUGACAUGAACGAUGAAGCUGAGGCAGACUGUCCAGUCGUGCACUUUGCCAACGGGACACGGCUAGAUAACACCGGACAGAAAGCUAUGCGAUCAUGCAUUGCCGGGGACAAUCCUGGCUCAGCAAAGUGGGCGACGAGCGUCACUGACAAUUGCACGGCGUCUGCUCAGUACUGUCCAGCGGAGAAUGAGACUAUUUCGGCGGUGGAUGUGUUGACAUGGCCAGUGACUGCAGUGUACACCAGCGUAGUACUGGACUGCCCCGUUGUCUACUAUGCCAAUGGCUCUAACUCAUCGGAGAGUGGUGCAGAGGCAAGUCGUCGGUGUGUGCUGCUGAGCAAUGGAACUGCCAGUUGGUCAGUUCGUGCUGCCAGGACCUGUCAGACGCAGGAAGUGCUUUACUGCAAGUCCGAGAGAGAAGACCUUGGUGUUAAAGGCUCUGUCCGAUGGCCGCGUACAAGGCAGUAUUCUGGAGCUACAGUAGAUUGUCCCUCUUCGAAUUCUGGUGGACUGCUCGGCCUCUUGCCUGAUUUCGAGGCCAAACGUCGCUGUAUUCGUGACGAAACCGGUGCUGCUGUAUGGGCAAACAGUAAUACGGAUGAAUGCUUACCGAUAUUUGCCACUCCUGUCUGCCCAAAGGUGGUGGAAACCAUACCCGGUAUUGGCCUGUUGACCUGGCUGACCACUGACGUGAACGAUGAAGCUGAGGCAGACUGUCCAGUUGUGCACUUUGCCAACGGGACACGGCUAGACAACACCGGACAGAAAGCUAUGCGAUCAUGCAUUGCCGGGGACAAUCCUGGCUCAGCAAAGUGGGCGACGAGCGUCACUGACAAUUGCACAGCGUCUGCUCAGUACUGUCCAGCGGAGAAUGAGACUAUUUCGGCGGUGGAGGUGUUGACAUGGCCAGUGACUGCAGUAUACACCAGCGUUGUACUGGACUGCCCCGUUGUCUACCAUGCCAACGGCUCUAACUCAUCGGAGAGUGGUGCAGAGGCACGUCGUAGGUGUGUGCUGCUAACCAAUGGAACUGCCAGUUGGUCAGUUCGUACUGCCAGGACAUGUCAGACGCAGGAAGUGCUUUACUGCAAGUCCGAGAGAGAAGACCUUGGUGUUAAAGGCUCUGUCCGAUGGCCGCGUACGAGGCAGUUCUCUAGAGCUACAGUAGAUUGUCCCUCUUCGAAUUCAGGUGGACUGCUCGGCCUCCUGCCUGAUUUCGAGGCCAAACGUCUCUGUAUUCGUGACGACACCGGUGCUGCUGUAUGGGCAAACAGUAAUACGGAUGAAUGCUUACCGACAUUGGGAGCACGCUGUCCUGCUGAAGUAGAGAGGAUAGGAAACCUUGGAACAAUCCAAUGGCCCGAAUCACAGCCCCUGGAUCAGCCAGUGGUGGUGGCAUGCCCCGGUAGGGGGAAUAGAAGUGUGAUUGCCUACGCCACUAGAACUUGUCUGUUUGAUGAGGACGGAGAUGCCACAUGGUCCCCAAGCCUCACACAACCUUGCAAUGACCUUCCUACGUGCAAGAAGGAGGUGGAGGAAGUACAUGGACGAGGUCGCUUUGUAUGGCCGGAGACGGCUGCACUGUCGCUUGUUGUGCUGGACUGUCCAGCAGGUGGCAACGGAUCUGAUUCGUCCAGUGACGGUAAAGCAGUCAGGCAUUGCGGUCGGGACGGCUGGAUAUCCAGCAUUACAGAGACUUGCCGCCUGAUUGACACCAGUUUAGAUAAACUAGAUGAUCUGAAGGAUGCGUUCUCCGAUAUCUCCAGCCCAGAAGACGUGGAGCAAAUAGCCGAACGGGCGCUCGAACUCGCGCAGAGUAUUAUUAACGAGACGCAUGCCGAAGAAGCCGUUGACAUCUUGCAGCUGCUGGUCAGACAAACUAACCUCACACUCCAGGCGACUACCUCAAUCCUGGAAAAUGCGGACACCAUUGCAGAUCAAAUCGGAUCAUUGUUUUCUUCUUCGGAUGAUUACCGAUCCAUCACAGCAAGGCUGAUACAGGUCUUGGAUGAUCUUCUGGAAGGGGUCGAUGUCGAGUUGGGAAACCCAGUCAUCGCAAUGACACGCACCUCCGCCCUGGGUGCCCUGUGUCCGGGCGACGCCACCGAUAACAUCGUCAUGGCAACGGAAAUGGCUGCCGGUGGUCUUCUGAACAUGACGCUUAGUGGAGCCGAGAACACGACGACCGGUGGUGGUAAUGCUGCUGCUAGCCAAAUGGAGAGGCUCGCGUCGUUCCUUGUUCCGGGUGAAGCAUUCGAUUUCACACCGCGACGAGGCUUUCUCUGUCCGCGCCCUGUUGUGAAGUUCCUUGUUCAGACGGAAAACUCCCUGUACUUGAGCUUUGAGAACGGGUCGGUUUACUCGACGGUACGGAACCAAUCACUCGUCUCUUCGCCAGUCAUCACCGCCGUCGUUAGUGAACGAGAUAGCAUCCAAUUCACAUCGCAGAAUGGCAUGAUUGCACUCAAGACAGAUAAGCCAUCAACAACCCACACUGCGACCUGCGCCUUCUGGGACCUGAAUGCAAGACAAUGGAACUCCAGUGGAUGUACCACUCUCUCCAGUGAUGAGCACCCAUUCCUCACUGAAUGUCAUUGCAACCACCUCACUAGCUUCGCAGUACUCAUGACGCCGAAGGGGAGUGUUCACACGGGCAAAGCUCUGUCGAUUGUGACUAUCGUUGGUGCUUCACUGUCCAUAGUGUGUCUUGUCCUCACAGUCCUCUCACAGAUACUCGUUCUGUGGAAGAAUCCGAAACGCCGUGACAAAAGCAUACACGUCCUGACCCUGGUUCAAGCGCUGGCCAUGAUCCUCUUUCUCGUCCUGUUCCUGACUGCAGUGAAGACAAGUAAUGAGAACGCGUGUACAUUCGUUGCUAUGUUACUGCACUACUUACUUCUCGUGCAGUUCAUCUGCACCCUGGCCCUGGCCACGUCUCUCAUACAGCAGCUGGUUGUUGUCUUUGAGACCGACAAUCUCAACAAGAUCAAACUUGUUGCCUACGUAUCCAUUCCUGUGUUUCCAUCACUGGUUGUGGGCGUAGCAGCAGGAGCUAGCAAUCUUGACAUCUACACAUCAAGUUAUAGCACUGACGGUGAUGAUCAACUCAAUGGCCUAUGCUGGCUGAGUACAGCGGGUAUGCAGUACGCACUGUAUCCGAUAAUUGCCAUCGUACUCUUGAUCAACUUCGUUGUACUAGGCGUCGUGUCCAGGCGGCUUAGCCAGCGAGGACAAGCAACAAAGUCAUCGUCAAAGGGCAAGCGCACCGACACUCCCACAGGAGUACUGGAAACGCUACGUCUGGCAGUGCUGUUCGCCGUCAUGCUCGGAGCUAUGUGGAUCAUCGGAGGAAUCAUGGUGGCCGCCCGCUACUCCCUGGCACUGCAGAUCAUUUUUGUGGUGUUCCUGCCAUUGCAGGGCGUCUUCCAGUUCCUUCUUCUCACCGUGCGUAACAAGAAGAUACGUAGUGAAUGGAAGGCAGUCAUCACCGGAACCAAAUCAACAAAGUACCAACCAUCGGCAGGCACGACAAAGAAACACUACACCCGUGCGAGUAAUGUAGCGAAUAGCCCGCUGACAACAAGGCACCGUACAUCCUCCACACCGCUGGCAUCGCUGCAGUCCUCCGCCGGAGCGUCCACUCUGCAGCCGGGUAGUACCGUGCCACGUGUACAGUUCGCCGAGACCAGUACGCUGGGGGGAAACUUGAACAGUCUGGAUGUAUCCGCUAGAUCCAGUCCAGCCUUGGUGUCCCGUACAAGCCCCGCGCCCGAUGCACAAAGCAGUGCCUCAGUGGAUGCAAGUCACGAAUCAAUUGCUGCUGACAAGCAGCAGACUCGACACGAGGGGGAUACCAGUGAUCUACAGCACAUGGACACUUCCACCCAUGAUUUGGACCAUGACACUGUGUCUUCGUCUGCUGAUCGCGUAGAAGACUCGGCCAGAGAGUCUGUGGAUGAAACAAAGACCACUUGCGACCACCACCACCCCUGAGUGUUUAUAUAGGGACAGCCACACAGCAGUGGCAUGUAUCGCUGGAAGAUGUGUGCCAACAUUGCGCUUUUAGAAAACACACUUGUGGCACUGGUGGAUACUGGUGUCCACUACGGACAUGGUGUUGUCCUCAGAGUCAUACCGCAGAGCUAAUACCUGAGAAUGAAACCGUUCCUUUGCUUGAACAAAUAGAUAAUAACGAAAAGGCUUAGGAAGAGAUCAUACGCUUUUGAGAUUCACCUUUCCAUUCGAAUUAUAUAGCACCACUUGAGAAAGCAACUUUACGUACCGACGUAUCUUUUUCUGUUAAAGCUUUUUUCAUGUCGAGUACAAUUUUUCCGGGCAGUCCUCAAGAAUUCCUGCACAAUGUCAUCACGAUUGAUACACGAUGUCGUGACAAUUGCUAAAGCCCCCGCCUAAUGUUUACAGAUAUUCGCCUGAAAAUGACCUCUGUAUCCUUCAUGUUGCCGUUACCCCAAAUAUGUUCAUCUUGAUCCUUAACCGAAGAGAUUGAGCUAAGAGAAUAUGCAGCAGAUACAGUAUGGAUUUAACAUAAUAGUAUGGAUUUAACACUAAGGUAGAUAAUAAUAAUAACAUGAAUUUAGAUUUGAUCUUAAGGUACUUUUUUCCAUUUUUUGUGAGAACAUUAAACACUUUUGCUUCUCAAGCUAGACAAGUACUUGCAUCGCUU
Messenger RNA from Sycon ciliatum, 5285 nucleotides. RefSeq names its product adhesion G protein-coupled receptor L3-like. Bases 239 to 4594 code for a protein of 1451 amino acids. Gene Ontology annotation, molecular function: G protein-coupled receptor activity. The record is from RefSeq and is a predicted model, not a curated record. The transcript is spliced from 19 exons. Gene Ontology annotation, cellular component: plasma membrane. Lineage: Eukaryota; Metazoa; Porifera; Calcarea; Leucosolenida; Sycettidae. Gene Ontology annotation, biological process: cell surface receptor signaling pathway; adenylate cyclase-activating G protein-coupled receptor signaling pathway.